Messenger RNA from Acanthosepion pharaonis, 612 nucleotides. NCBI's taxonomy places the organism in Eukaryota, Metazoa, Mollusca, Cephalopoda, Sepiida, Sepiidae. The record is from the annotation of a GenBank genome assembly.
AUGUCUUCAUCGCAAUUUGGUUCUCUUCGAGAAGAUGUUCUGGUCAACUUGAAGAAUGACAUGCAGACUGUCGAAAAAUUCGACAGUGAGCAAUUCAAUCAGCUUGUGCAGAUGAUUUUCUCAUUUCUGGCUGAUCCAAGUAAGUCUUCUCAGCUGUUCAACCAACUUGAAACCUUUGCUGAAGAUAACAAUGUCAGUCUCCCUGGGUUAAAGAAUGUCUUCAAAAGUUUGUUGACCAUUCCAAACAAUGCCUUGAAGAAAGGCUCUACAGCAGCCACAUUCCAUGAAGAACUUAGAAGUCUUGGAUUAUCAGAAGAAAAAGCAGAUUAUUUCACUGAGCAGUGGAAGAAAAACAUGGCAACUCUUUCCUCCAUGGCUCUUGGACAAACUUUGAUGGUAAACCGACUUGUUGAUGUUGACUGGAAAUUUGGUGUGACCCUUGCCAGCAGUGAAAUUACCAAAGUAGGAAACACAUUUGUACAGCUUAAACUUGUGCUUAGCAAUGGAACUGGAGAACUGAAAAAUUCUUACAUGGAGUUAAGCCUCCAGCAGUUUUAUUCUUUCUUACAUGAAAUGGAAAGAGUCAAGGCAAGCCUGGAGAUACUGAGCUGA